AUGACGGCCUCCGGUCAGCCAGCCCUCAAUCCCCGAAGCUGCGUCACCUGCCGCCGACGAAAGGUCCGCUGCGACAAGCAAAUGCCGUGCAGCAACUGCCGCCGUGCCGUAAUCCAGUGCAUCUACCCGGCCCCUGGCCGCGCCCCUCGCCGUCCCAGACCGAAAGAUCCGAAUGCGCCGCCCAAAAACUCGAGCGAGCGCGAGGUGGAGCUCAUGAAGCGCCUGCGCAAGUUGGAGGGUAUCGUAGAGGAGCUCAGCGGCCAGAUCGAGGUCGAGAGCGGCACAGGGAGCAACAGUGGCCGCCAGAACUCGAGCACAGGGAAUUCGCCAGAGGCUUUUGGUAACGACCUGAGCUCCGAACGGGCCGGUAGCACUGCGAGCGGCGCUGCUGUCAUGAGUGCAUUCAAGGAGGCCGUGACGCCCAACAGGAUGGAGACGGACCCAGAACCCAAGAGGCCCGUAGAGAGGCAAGUAGGAGGCAUGAGCAGGUCGUUUGGCCGGCUUGUGCUUCACGACAAGGGCAAGACGAGCAGAUACGUGAGCAGCGCAUUUUGGUCCAAGCUCAAUGACGAACUUGACGAGCUUCGAGAAGAGACGCAUGCGUUGGAUCAAGAUACCGAUGAUUCAGAUGUUGAAGAUACACCAGACCACUCUCCAAUACAGGAUACCGACGCCGCGACAGACCACCAUGCUUUUAUCCUGGGAUAUCGGUCUUCCGAUGUCGACUUGCGCAAGCUACAUCCCUUGCCAUCUCAGAUACCCUUCAUGUGGCAGGUUUACCAGGAGAAUGUGGAACCGUUGCUCAAGAUCUUGCAUAUUCCAACCAUGGAGAAGCUCAUCCGCGACAUGCGACGCAAUAUCGACGAGCUGACUGCCGGUAACGAAGCACUGCUGUUUUCCAUCUACUAUGCAGCAAUUACGUCCAUGGAAGAUGAAGAGGUGGAGAAAAACUUUGGUUCAAAGAAGGAAGAAAUGCUCUCGCAGUAUCGCUUCGCUCUCGAGCAGGCACUCGCAAAGGCCAACUUCCUCAACACUUCCGACAUGGUGGUCCUCCAGGCUUUUGUCAUGUUCCUCACGCUGGUCCGCAGGGAGGACGAUACUCGAUUCUGCUGGACGCUGACUGGAUUGGCGAUCCGUAUCGCGCAAGGACUGGGCAUCCACCGCGACGGAACAAACUUCAAUCUUCCCCCCUUUGAGACCGAAAUGAGACGUCGCUUGUGGUGGGCUAUCUGCACCCUGGACCUUCGCUCUGCAGAAGAGCUUGGCAGCGAUCUCACGAUCAUCGACCGAUCGUUCGACACCGAACUGCCCUCUAAUUUGAAUGAUUCAGACAUUGAGCCGGGAAUGACAGAGGUUCCCAAAUCGCGCCUAGGCAAGACCGACUGCGCCGUAUCGCUGGUGAGAUACGAAAUCUGCGCAUUGUCACGGCGGUUGCACACGGUGGGAUCCGCCAUGGCUGGUGUCUGUCCAAAGGACGCCGCAUCGAGUCUUGAAGAGCGCGAGCGCAUGCUGAUCGAAGUUUACGACCGGGUUGAGGAGAAGUUCCUCAAGCAUUGCUUCACCGACGACGACCCCCUCUUCUGGAUGGCGGCCAUGAUCGCCCGUGUUAUCAUGGCCAAGAUGAGUCUCGUCAUCUAUCAACCGAUGCUGUUCCCUGGCAACGGCCACGAACUAUCCAACGAGAUCCGCGACAGGCUCUUCAUCUCUGCCAUUGAGAUCGUUGAAUACAAUUACAUCCUAAACACAGAUCCCCGCUGCAAGCAAUGGCGGUGGCUCUUCCAGACCUACCGACAAUGGCACGCGAUCGCCUACAUCCUCAUGGAAGGCGGACGUCGGCCAUGGUCAGCGACCUCGGAGCGAGGGUGGGAAGCUGUCAAUAACACGAUGCGAUUUGAUAGGGACCCGUCUGAAAUUUCGAGGAUGGCAGAUCAUAUGGCUGUAUGGGUCCCGUUGCGGAAGCUAAGUGCAAAGGCGACGAAGCACCGCGAGGCGGAGAUUGUCCGUCUCAGAGCCGACCCGGAAGCAGCACGCCAACUGGACGUGGACGAUCGUAUGAAUCCCAUCCCGGCCAGACUUGGACCGGUGCCCGGAAUGGAAAUCAAGCACCUGCAAAUUCGCACGCGCUGGCGGAACCUGGUACGGACAGACGGCGGCUCCAGCCCACUACCGCCGCCGGCAAACAACGUAACGCAAAAUCAACCCGUACAACAGCAGCAAAGCGUAGCGCCCCGAGGUCCGAUUCCCCAGCCUGCGAACCCGACAGUCCAGGCUCCGACGCCCGCACCGCAGCAGAGGGAACCCGAGUUCAUCGACACGGUGAUGAUGGCGCGUGGGUUCAAUCCCAACCACAUCUGGGAGUAUAUCUACCCGACGGCGGAGUCCAUGGCAGCCGACCCGAACAAUACGCUCUUCCCGCCCAGCGCCUCGCAGCCGCAAGCGUCGCAGUCCAUGAUGUCCUCGGCAGUGCCGUCACCCGCAAUGUCAACUGGACAGGGUCUCGAUAACGAUCAGCGACUCAAGCAGCAGGCCAUCGCGAUGCAGUCCCAACCUACGGUAGCGUCAUCUCUGGGGGACAACCAGCCUCCGUGGCUGUGGUCUGACCCAUUCACGUCCAUCAAUAAUGUCCCUGUUGACUCCAUGGACGUCAAUAUGGAUAAUUUGGAUGACUUUAACUGGCAGAAUUGGCAAGAGAGCAUCAAGGGAUUCGAGAUGGACCCGGAUAACAUGCCCCAGAAGGGAGCGUGGUAA
This is a messenger RNA of Colletotrichum fioriniae, 2748 nucleotides long. RefSeq lists its product as uncharacterized. Gene Ontology annotation, biological process: DNA-templated transcription; regulation of DNA-templated transcription. Gene Ontology annotation, molecular function: DNA-binding transcription factor activity, RNA polymerase II-specific; DNA binding; zinc ion binding. The record is from RefSeq and is a predicted model, not a curated record. NCBI's taxonomy places the organism in Eukaryota, Fungi, Ascomycota, Sordariomycetes, Glomerellales, Glomerellaceae.